AAGCCUAUGCCAGUCUGGUAAGUACACAGCAGGAUUCCGUCUUUGACUCAAACACAUGUCUAGCACUAAUGGAGCCUUCUGGGGUGGUUCCAUCAUGUCCAUCAAGCCACCUGCGCGCUAAAGAGUUGUUGUCCAGUUAUAAAGGAUCCUCGAAGCCUACUCUACCCAUAAGCUGCCUUAGACUUGUCACUACUUUCUCACUGCUAGUAUGCUCGGUCCCGUCCCCUCACCCUCACCUGUACCGAUCCCCCCAGGCUCCAGACCUGGCGCCUCACCAGGUCUUGAAGCAACCAUUCCAAUCAUUGACAUACGAUCCACCGCGCACUCCGUCACAGUCGCAGCCCUGGAGGACGGUAUUCGCGCCAAUGUACUUUCUGGUUUCACUAAGCCAUAUAAUGAGAAGGAGCUCCCAAACAUGUUGCUGUACAACGAGGAGGGCCUGCGUCUGUUCGAACAGAUCACUUACCAACCAGACUACUACCUCACCAGGUUAGAAAUCGAUAUCUUAUCUCGCCACGCACACCAAAUCGCCAAUUCCGUCCCUGACGGUGCAAUCCUCCUCGAACUUGGCGCCGGCGCCCUCCGCAAAACAGCUCUAAUCCUGGAUGCCUUAGAGGCUCAAGGGAAAGAUGUGACGUAUUUCGCGCUUGACUUGGAUAAGCCGGAGUUGCUCCGAACUCUUGCGGAGGUGAAGGGUCGCUAUACCCAUGUCAGCCUUGCCGGCUUGUGGGGCACCUACGAUGAUGGUUGUACUUGGCUGAAGCAAGUCAAAGACCGUCCAAGGAUCAUCCUAUGGUUGGGCUCUUCUGUUGGCAACAUGUCCCGGAAGGAAGCUGGCCAGUUCAUUCGCACCUUCGGGGAUAUUCUGGCUCCCAGGGAUCGCUUUAUUGUCGCCAUCGACAGUAAAAACCACAAGCUCAACGACAUCCGCGCUGCGUAUGACGACAGGGCAGGCGUCACUCGUCGCUUUGCUCUCAAUGCAUUGGGUAACAUUAACGACCUGUUCAAUGCUGACGUCGUGGAUGUCUCGUGUUUUGAUUACAAUCCUUAUUACAACGAGGUACAGGGCCGGAACGAGGCCUACUUCCGCUGCCUUAAAGAUACACAAGUCAGGAUCCCAUCAGAAACACCCAUCCUUGUCCACGAAGGGGAAUACAUCCGUUUCGCCUUUUCCCACAAAUAUGACCGCGUCGAGCGACAGGUGUUGUGGACUGCUGCCGGGGCUUAUCCAGUUCAGGAGUGGAUGUCCCAAGACGGGGAUUACGCGUUGACGAUGCUCUCGUGGUCCUCGUGAGGUC
This is a messenger RNA of Pisolithus orientalis, 1298 nucleotides long. RefSeq names its product histidine-specific methyltransferase. Bases 209 to 1294 code for a protein of 361 amino acids. Gene Ontology annotation, molecular function: methyltransferase activity. The transcript is spliced from 4 exons. NCBI's taxonomy places the organism in Eukaryota, Fungi, Basidiomycota, Agaricomycetes, Boletales, Pisolithaceae. The record is from RefSeq and is a predicted model, not a curated record.